AUGGCUCUUGGUGAAGCUGAUGCUGAGCUUGCUUGGCUGUCCAAGGAGGGUUAUAUUGAUGCUGUUGCAAGCGAAGAUUCUGACUUGAUAGUACUCGGCGCAGUGGUUGUCCUUCGAAACUUUCUUCAUGAGGACAAUGACGAGAAGGUUACUGUAUACUGUGCAGAAGCUAUCAGAAAGCACGCCGCCCUUGGGUUCACCGACACCGAUUUCUUGGUAAUUGCUUUGCUGGUUGGUGGUGACUACGAUGAUGGCCUUAAACGGUGUGGCAUCCGGAUCGCAACUGGACUGGCAAGGGCAGGGCUUGGGCAUCGCCUUCUGCAUGGCUUGUCCCAAUCCAAAGCUGCUGACAAUUUUCUGGAGGUGUGGCGAAAUGAGUUGCGUGAGGAGCUUAGAACAAAUGACUCCGGCCAUCUCCCCUCCUGCCAACCUGCUCUCUCUAAUUCCGUCCCUUCUGAUUUCCCUCAACUGAAGGUCAUCAACCUUUACCGAAACCCUCUCAGCUCAAAGACCAAUCCCACGGAUCUUCUGGGGUGUAGCCCCAAUCCUAUUUUGCUGGCAAUUUUUUCUGAGGAGAAUUUCUGCUGGGGUAGUACUCACGGGAUUCUCUCGCACUUUGAAACAACAAUAUUUCCUGGCUUGGCCCUCGACGACAUUUGCCGCAUUGCACGUGAGACCGAUCUCGGUCUGGCCAAAAGACCCUGUCAGUUCAUUGGUGAGGUCCUUCAACGCCGGGUCCCUUUGAAAGCUCGAGACUGUCCACGUCAUCCUGAGGUCAAGUUAUCCCUCAUUGUGUCAGACGCGCUUGUAGAUUCUAUCAUCGGCUCUCUAUUAGGCAAGUUGAAUGAUGGGGAAACUGAAGGGAGAGUAAAUGAGUGGCAAUUGAGCGUGUUCCCAAGGAUGAGGGUGUGGCUUCCCAUUGCCAUGAUUCACGCAACAUUCCCAGAACUCAUUGUGGCAGCUGGUAAAAAGAAAGCUACCCGCUGUGCCUGUAUGAGUACUGGUGGCAAGGCCCCUCGUGCAUCAGGGUCAAUGGGCAUGCCUCGCCCUCUCAAACAAAAGUCUCGUGAAGACGACGGUGCUGCAUCUUCAAGUAAACGACCAAAGCACAACAAAAUAGUAUCGUCCACAGACCAUUUCGACACCAUCAACCUUACCACUCCCAAGCCCAAUGUAUUGACAAACAAACAAUGGAAUUGCCACAAUGUCAUUGAUGCACUUGACCUCACUCAAUCCGAUCUCGAACCAGUCACCGGGAUCCCUGAAAGGCGGUAUCACCUUGAUGUCUCGGAUGAUGGACACCUCAUUGAGUUCAUCACCGACUCAGAGGGUGAGUUGUAA
Molecule: messenger RNA, 1341 nt
Organism: Laccaria bicolor S238N-H82
Lineage: Eukaryota; Fungi; Basidiomycota; Agaricomycetes; Agaricales; Hydnangiaceae
Exons: 7
Coding region: 1-1341 (446 amino acids)
Molecular function (GO): 5'-flap endonuclease activity
Source: RefSeq, a predicted model, not a curated record